GAACUUGUAUUGAGUAUAAACAUAUCAAAACAAACAAGACAUGAAAACUACAUUUAAAACAAGAUAAAGAGUGACUUUAUUUUCAUUUCCUUGGGCUUCGGGUGAUUGUCAGAUCUCCAGCAUUAACACAUUUUUUUUUCUGGCCGAUGCUGGUCUGUAAAAGAUCUAUAAGCUUACUGAGCUAUAUCUUCUUUUAUUGAAGCAUUUUUAGGAAUUAUAAGUUCAGGGUUUCGGAGCUUCAAUAAAAAGAGGUUCACAAUAAGGAGGCUUACCUGACCUCAAUAAGCAAAAUUCAGGCAAGGACUGGCUUUUGAUAUGAAGACUCUGCUAAAGGACCUGCGAGCGGUUUUUAUCUGGUGGGUAAGAGAAUCAAGCUGAAAUGUUUAGAAAGGAUUUUGGAACUGACCAAAAAGAAUGAGCAAAGAAGGUCAACAACAGUUUCAAUUCCAGCGUCCGUCGAUUCCUGUGACCCGUUUCAGGCCUAUUCUCCCAAAACCACCAGUGAUCCAUGCUGGGAGACAAGGAAACGAAAUAUUUGAAGCAAAUUGUAUAGGUUCGGAAAGAUGCUCUUAUGGGUUUACUCAGGAACCUCAAGCUGAUAGAGUAGUUGCAUGUUCCGAUUCCAGCAUUUGCAGAGAAGUAAAUGGCGGCAUUAAUAACUUGAAAGCAGCUUCAGUUGGGAGUAACUGCAUUUCGGGUUAUAGCAAUGAGCAGAGGCAAUGUUCGCUGAACCUGGGCGAACCCAGUAAUUCUUCAUCUGCAGAUCUAUUAACCCUUGUAAAUGCAGCCUCAGCUAAAACUACGACUGCAGCAUCUUUGGGGAUUGAUAGACACCAUCUGGAAUCUAGCUCAACUGGGCUCUUACCCGUGCAUGUAAAUUUAUCAGCUCAACAACACAUAUGGGUUGAUGGCAAUUGCACACCAAGAAAACAUCAAAAUGUCAUUCAUUCCCAGAAUCCAUAUGAUCUGAACCUGCCUGCUAAGACAAUGGAUGAACUCUCUGACUUUGCUCCCAUCACACCAUACAAGUCCAAAAGAGCAGAAAGGAAAGAUGUUUCAGAAAUAGAUUUACACAUAGAGAACAGGACAAGCGAGAAAAGAGAUGAGCAAGCAAAUGAAUCGGCUGCUGCUAAUGUUGAUGUGAAUGGACUUCAAUGUAGUAAAGAACUCCAAAAGUUUGUUAUAGAGUCAUCCCUGGCUGCUACACCAAGCAAGGAAAAUCCGAAUCCUGAUGAUGGAGGUAGCCAUCUAAUUGACCCAAACAGAACAUCGCAGCAGAAACAACGGAGGAAAAAGCACAGACCCAAGGUAAUUGGCGAGGGCAAACCAAGGACCAGAAAGUCAGUCACUCUGAAGCCCAGUUAUUUCCAAGAAAACCCAACAGGUAAGAGGAAUUAUGUACGAAAGAAUAAUCCAAGUCAAGACACAUCAACCCCUCCAAGAGAAGCAAAUGCAGAGAAUUCAACUCGUAAGAGGAAGUGUGUGCAGACAAAGGGUCUAACCAAAGACUCAACUAUUCCCAUACAAGAAAGAGAGAAUGCUCCAGAAACAGUAGAGCAGAAUAAGAAAUCAUGCAUAAGGGCUUUAGAUUUUGAUGAGGAAGGACCAGACAUAGGUGAAAGCUCUGCAUUCGAGCCCACCUGCAACUUGAAUUCAAGGACAGCAAACUUUUGGAAAGGAGAUCAAUCAAAUUACACAAUGCAGCUUUGUGGUGAACCUGAUGUGCCAGCUGAAAACACACAAACAGGCAAUGCCUAUGAACUGAACCAAUCUCUAAAGCAAAAGCCAAAAUUUUUUUUAUCUUUGCCUGAAGAUCAAGCACCAGGCACACCAUUCCCAGCUCAGAAGAAUCCCCCGCGUAAAAGAUCAAGCACCUGGCACACUGUUCAAAAUGGACUGGAAAAAAAUGGACAAAAAGUGUUGCAAUCUAGUGCUCGAUUGCCAGCAAGAAGCCCAAAUGACUCUAACUGCUGCACCAGCUUAGUACUGGAGGGAGGACAAGCAAGUGAACUGAAGAUAAACAAUUCUCCGGCUUCUCAACAAGCAGAUAUCAGUACUCUAAAUUCAGAGGGGAGUCACUACAAUAAUUUAUGCAGAUACCUGAAGAUUCCAGAGAUGCAAUUUGCAAAUUUUAGCAGAAGAAAAAGAACUGUGAAGGGACAAAAUUCUGCCAUAUCUAGUGCCUCAUCAUCCAUCACUUCUGUAAAAAGUCUUGUGCCGGCUGAAGCAUGUCUGGUAGAUAACACUGAAGCAAAUCCCCAUCGAUUUAGUUCUAGUGGAGUUCCAGCAAACCUUGAAGAAGCAAGUAGUUUUUCUCUGAAUAAAAUGCAAACCUUUAAUUGCAUUAUGGCCUCGUUUCAAACCGAGAGUCCAAAGAAAAAGAGAACCAGAGGAAUCACACGGGUAAGAGACUUGGCUUCACUUAGAGGUAUUGCACAAUGUAAAAGGCACGCAGAAUGCUAUGGCAGUCAAUCGCCAGUUGGUUAUGACAUGGGGAAAGUUGGGAACUCAGACCAACCUCAUAUAAGCAUAGAAACCCUCAUCGCAGAGAUACAAGCUAAACUCACAAAAAAGAAGCGAACAAGGAAGAGAUACUGCCCUCUAAAUUCAGCAUGCUCCAGUAGAAGUGAAGCACAAAUGCACAAUAAACGUGUCUUAUCUAAUCAAAACGAAUUUUCUGCCAAAGCAUUAGGUGCCACUCCAGAAGAAAUAUGGAAACAAAUGUUUUCUUCUGAUGCACUUGAUGAACAAUCCAACCAUUCAGACAUCAACAGGGAAGGUCCUAUUACACAUAAAGAGCAGAAGGCAAUCGUCCCCUACAAUAUGAGAUACAAAGAGCAGAAGGCACUUGUUCUCUAUACAGAUGGAACCAUUGUACAAUUUGGUCCUACCAAAAAACAACGCAAAAGGCCUAGGGUCGAGCUGGAUGAAGAAACAAAUAGAGUAUGGAAGCUUCUCUUAGAAAAUAUCAAUAGUGAAGGUAUUGAUGGAACUGAUGAAGAGAAGGUAAAAUGGUGGGAAGAAGAAAGGACAGUAUUUCAAGGACGUGCAGACUCAUUUAUUGCACGCAUGCACCUUGUACAAGGAGACAGACGCUUCUCUCCAUGGAAAGGAUCAGUUGUGGACUCGGUGAUUGGAGUCUUCCUUACUCAGAAUGUCUCUGACCAUCUUUCCAGUUCUGCAUUCAUGACUCUUGCCGCACGUUUUCCUCUCAAAAAGUCAUACUAUCAAGAGGGGACAAGCUUAGUUAAUGGAGCAGAGUUCUAUGUCUUGGAGCCAGAAGACACUUUAAAGUGGGACGCAAAGAUGUCAAUUCAACCAGUUGUUGACCAAAGUUCAACUGUUAAUGGGUAUGGGCACUCUGAAGAAAAAGAGGUUCUCAACAGCAAAGAGUCCUUUGGAAGUAGAACUGCUAUUGUAUGCUCAAUAAAUGAAUCAAAAUGCAUGGAAACUAUUGGAAGAGGAACAGACUGUUUCAAAGGAGAUGAGGAGACAAAUGAUGUCCUCUCAUCUCAAAAUUCUAUAGUUUCAUCAGAAAAUGCUGCGAAUUUUUCCUUGGUUCAAACUGCUGAAACAUUUUCAUGCUCAGAGAGCAACUCAGAAGGGGCUGAUCAGACUAAAGGGCCUACUUUUGACAUCUUGGAUGGGUCUACUUCUUUUGUAGAGCUUUUAGAGAUGGCUGGAUCCGCCAGGCUACAUGAAAUUUACUGUCCUCAAAAUAAGUCUAUUGGUGACAAGGACAAAAGAAGUAAAUUCCAGAAUGACCAGAGAGAAAAUUGCCAUAAUCUGGCGCCAAAUUCAGAAGAAAGUGAAAUUGAACACCUUGAGAUUUUCAAAGAAGAAACAAGAUUCUCUGAGGCUUCUAAGACAAAAGAUGAAAAUAUGAAAAAGGGAGAAAGUCCCUUAACCGAAGAAUCUGCAUAUCACACAGAAAAUAAAAAUGAUUCCACUAUAUGCGUGCAGGUAGCCCCACAAUCAUCUAAUGAAAGUAACCAACCGAGCCACAUCACUCAACAUGCAGAGACAAUAGUUUACCACUGUCAAAUGAGGCUGCUACAAAACCCCAGAAACCUUGUAGAAUUACCAGCCAGUCCGCAAAAUGAAGAAAUGUUGAGGCUAAAACCGUCAAAACAUUCUGAAGGCAUCCUUGAUAUUACAGAAAGUUCUGCAUUUGAUAAUAAAAAAAGCCCACAACAGAAAAUGCAAGACUCAAGCUUGUAUAUAAACAACUCUUCAUCUAAUAAGGAGCUCAAUCAGAUCAAUGCCAGCAGUUUAAAAUCAAAAAGUAGAAACGCCAAGAAAGAGAAAAAUGACGACUUCGACUGGGAUAGCUUAAGAAAACAGGCAGAAGCUGAUGGAAGGAAAAGAGAAAGAACAAUGAAGACAAGGGACUCACUAGACUGGGACGCAGUGAGAUGUACAGAUGUUAAUGAGAUUGCUGAGACAAUAAAGGAUAGAGGGAUGAAUAACAUGCUUGCUGAGCGAAUUAAGGAUUUCCUCAAUCGGCUGGUUAGAGAUCAUGGAAGCAUUGACCUGGAGUGGUUGAGAGAUGUUCCACCAGACAAAGCAAAAGAGUACCUGCUAAGUUUUAGAGGACUGGGGCUUAAAAGUGUGGAGUGCGUGCGGCUUCUGACGCUUCACCAUCUUGCUUUUCCAGUUGACACAAAUGUUGGACGUAUAGCUGUAAGAUUGGGAUGGGUUCCCCUUCAGCCACUACCGGAGUCCCUUCAGUUGCAUCUCCUAGAGCUGUACCCUGUCCUGGAAUCCAUCCAAAAAUAUCUAUGGCCUCGAUUAUGCAAGCUUGAUCAAAGAACAUUGUAUGAGCUACAUUAUCAGAUGAUCACGUUUGGAAAGGUUUUCUGUACAAAAAGCAAACCAAACUGUAAUGCAUGCCCAAUGAGGGGAGAAUGCAGACAUUUUGCCAGUGCAUUUGCAAGUGCAAGGCUUGCCCUGCCAGGGCCAGAGGAGAAAAGCAUUGUCAGUGCAACUGAGAACAGAAAACCCGGUCAUAAUCAUGCUGUCAUUAUUGAUCAAAAGGCCCUGCCCCUACCCCAGCCAAUUGAACAAUCAGAUAGGAACUGUCAGCCUGAAGCAAACCAGCAAUUACAAGCAAAGUCCUGGGUCAAUAACUGUAGUCAUAACCAUGCUGUCAUUAUUGAUCAGGCCCUGCCCUUACUCCAGCCAAUGGAACAAUCAGAUAGGUACUGUCAGUCUGAAGCAAACCGGCAAUUACAAGCAAAAUCCAGGGUCAAUAACUGUGACCCUAUAAUUGAAGAGCCAGCGAGCCCAGAACCCGAGUGCACACAAGUAGCAGAGAAUGACAUUGAGGACAUGUUCUAUGAGGAUCCUGAUGAAAUACCUACGAUCAAACUUGACAUGGAAGAGUUCACUCAGAAUUUGCAUAAUUAUAUGCAAAAUAAUACAGAACUUCAAGAAGGAGAUAUGUCAAAGGCUUUAGUUGCUUUAACGGCUGAAGCUGCAUCUAUCCCCACGCCCAAACUCAAGAAUUUCAGUCGGCUAAGAACAGAGCACCAAGUCUACGAACUUCCAGAUUCCCACCCUCUUCUAAAAGAGUUGGAUGAACGAGAAGCUGAUGACCCAUGCAAGUACCUUCUUGCCAUAUGGACACCAGGUGAAACGCCAAACUCCAUUCAACAUCCUCAAAGUAGGUGCAAUUUACAAGAGCAUGGCAAAUUGUGUAAUGAGAAGACAUGUUUCUCUUGCAACAAUAUUCGAGAAGCAGAAUCCCAGAUAGUCAGGGGAACACUUCUAAUACCAUGUCGUACGGCAAUGAGAGGAAGCUUUCCCCUAAAUGGCACAUACUUCCAAGUUAAUGAAGUUUUUGCCGACCAUGAUUCAAGUCUAAACCCGAUUGAUGUUCCAAGGGAAUGGCUAUGGAACUUGCCAAGGAGAAUGGUCUACUUUGGGACCUCCAUACCUUCAAUAUUUAAAGGGUUAACAACAGUAGAAAUUCAACAUUGCUUUUGGAGAGGAUUUGUUUGUGUGAGGGGAUUUGACCAGAAAUCACGAGCACCCCGUCCUCUAAUGGCCAGACUGCAUUUCCCAGCCAGCAAGUUGACCAGAGGAAAAGGAAAGGGUGCAGCAGAAUAUGAGUAAAUGAUGGAACUUUCAUAAGGGUCCAAACAACUAAAAGUUGACAAAAUAACAAUGUACGACAAACGAGAGUGGAAUUGCAUUUUACAAUACUGACGUGGUUUGUAGGAAAAUGUGAAAAUCUUUGUAUAACCCAUAAUCACAAAGCCAUGUAGUGCUAAUACUGUUUAAGAAGGUUCUAAUUACUUAGUUUCAUGCUCAAACUUUGAGCAAUUCUUCAGAGAUCAGCUUCAACAAA
Molecule: messenger RNA, 6352 nt
Organism: Gossypium arboreum
Lineage: Eukaryota; Viridiplantae; Streptophyta; Magnoliopsida; Malvales; Malvaceae
Product: protein ROS1A-like
Exons: 22
Coding region: 415-6117 (1900 amino acids)
Biological process (GO): base-excision repair
Molecular function (GO): DNA N-glycosylase activity; 4 iron, 4 sulfur cluster binding; DNA demethylase activity
Source: RefSeq, a predicted model, not a curated record